UAAUCACAGCAGAAGCAAAAGCAAAAGCCUCCUGAAUACAGUUACUGGUCUAUUCCUGUAAUCAACUACUCUCGUGUUACUUUCCGUUUCUGUUGCGUCGCAUAAUCCUUCGUAAGAGAUCACAAUGAACCCACACCAGCAACCGACCCUGGAACUAGGCGACAGCGAUGUGCCUUCUGCAGCUCCUGUUCAGCGACUCGACGUAUCGGUAGCAGCUCCUCAGCAAUUAUCACGUGCACAAGCUCUUCUGAUACCACCCAGCCGACAACACGAACUCCUUAGCGCCGUGCUGUCUGUUGGUAGACCUGUAGGAGCUGAGGAGGCUAAGAGCCCGACUGGCAGCAGACCGAACAGUCCUCCUCAGGAUAGACGGAAUCCUCCUCAGUUAAAGAAAGCCCUCUCUUCCUGGAAUGCUGCGAGACAAUCUCAGUCUGCAGAGCUCUCCACCGCUGCCAAGAAGCCUCCCAUGGGUGGGACAUGUAAUAUCAAUACCGGUAGAGCCAAACCAAGCUCCCCUGGGAGGGCUCUUAGCUUUGUUAUGCAAAGGGCGCAAGAAGUGCAAAGACAAGCACUUCGAACAAAUCCUAAGGCGAACGCGACAGUGGAUGCUAGCGUCGUGCAAGCGCUGCGAAGGAACAUGAGGGAGGAACUUCUCAAACGAUUGACUAAAUCCAAGUUAGGCUCCGGCAACUCCAACAUGGCAAAGCAAUCCCCAGAAGUCCAGGCCGCGUUUGCCAGACGACUAGAAGAAGUUCUGUUCAAGACGUCCAAGUCAGUUGAGGCAUAUGCGGAUUCCACCACGCUGGAUCGUCGUCUGAAGAUGCUUCUCGCUGCCAUGCAAAAUCGCAAGGCCAAAAAGGAGGGCGGGACCGGGACCCUGCCAGCUGCUGCUGCACCUCAACCACAGAAGAAAGCGGCCCUCAAGCCAGGUGAAAUGAAGAGACGGGAAGCUCUACGAAAAACCCUGGGACAAGUCAAGAUGAACCGCGUUUUCAAGGUUAUGGCGGAAAUUAAACUAAUCCAAUUGGGACGGGAAGUGACAGAGGGGAAACCUUAUGAGCCAAUCCCCAUGUGCACAAAGGGCGGCUGCUCGUUUUCGGUACCGUGCCCGGGAGACCAAAAGGCCCCCAAGGUCGUCCGAGACCUAUUCUUCAACACAGCUAUCAUCGCUGCCUACGAGAAAUCCUCAGUGGCACUUUUCCCCAGCCUGCCUUGGGAUGCACUCUUGGCACAAGGGGAAGCAAGGUUGGCUGCGUACCACGAAUGGUACAGGCAACGGCAGGCUGCAAAAAAUAGCCGGGGCUUUGCGUCAAUGCCAUAAUGGGCUUUCAUCCUUCCUUGUCCUAGCUUCCAAGCGCCUCGGGUAGCUGGUUACAAAGUAGACUUUAAAUCUUCUCUAGCUAGCCAGUCGAGUAGUC
Seminavis robusta is the source of this 1418-nucleotide messenger RNA. NCBI's taxonomy places the organism in Eukaryota, Bacillariophyta, Bacillariophyceae, Naviculales, Naviculaceae. The record is from the annotation of a GenBank genome assembly.